This is a messenger RNA of Symbiodinium pilosum, 1680 nucleotides long. NCBI's taxonomy places the organism in Eukaryota, Dinophyceae, Suessiales, Symbiodiniaceae. The record is from the annotation of a GenBank genome assembly.
AUGAUGACUCAUGUCUGCACCUUUGCCAGGGGCUUUGGAAACUUCCGUGCGUAUUCUGCGGCCAUCGAACGAGGGGAUCUGGAUUUUUGGCUUCACCUGGGCGACUACAUCUACGAGUAUGGUGAAGAUCAUUAUCCGGAUCCUUCAGAAACUGUAGUUCCAGGAAUCCAGCCAAGCAAAGAUGUGGUGACAUUGCAAGAAUACCGGCAACGGCAUGCUCAUUAUCGCCUGGAUCCGCAUUUGCAAAAGUUGGCAGCAAGCGCACCGAUGAUCGCUGUUUGGGAUGACCACGAAGUGGCGAAUGACGACUUCAAGGAGGGUGCUGAAAAUCACCAUCCCCAACAAGGGCCCUUCCAGGCCAGGAAGGUCGCAGCCAUCCGUGCCUAUCACGAGUGGUUGCCAACUCGUGUUAGCUUGGACCUGGCAGAUCCCUCUGCUGCUCCUUGGAUGCGAUGGCGGCGAUUUGACUUUGGCAGCCUUGCCACACUUCUUAUGCUUGAAACCAGGCUGGUGGCACGUACUACACAGGCGGAGAUGACUUCGCAGACGGUGCGAGCCAACAUCACCAAGGUUCUUAAUGGUGCCUGGGCGCUCUCGCCGAGUGCGUGGCCAGGUGGGAGGAUCGAGUCAAAAAUGCUCAAAAUUCGCGGAGAAGUCGAGGCUCACAGAAACAAAACGGAGAAGACAAUGCUGGGAGAAGACCAGCUAGCCUGGAUUUCGCAGCAGGUCCCCAGUAAAGGAAGGUGGUUCCUUCUGGGGCAACCACAGGUUGUGCAGGAGCUGAUGAGCCCGAACUUUCUAGGUGCCAUUGAGGACACGAGAAGGGGAGGUGACGAUGCUCUGGCUGAAUACUGGGCUGCCAUUGUCCACAAUCUCACCAAGCUGGGCUUCCUCUACCGGAACUUCACGCAGGUAGCAGCUGGAGCUUUGCCUGUGCCCCGAGAGCUCCGCAAUUCCUUCUUGGUGGACCUGGCAGCUGGCCGCUUCCGUAUCCAGUUGAACUUUGACAGCUGGACCGGCUAUGUGGCCGAACGCCAGAGACUGGCAGAAGCGCUUCGGCCUGCUCAGGGGGCCAUUAUCUACGGCGGUGACUCGCACAAUGCUUGGGCAGGAAAGCUCCGCGCUGAAGAUGGUAGUGUCGUGGCAAUGGAUUUUGACGGCAUGGCGGUGACGAGCCCCGGUGUAGAGUCUGAGCGGCCCUUCCUUCCUCCGAGUCUGGAAGCCACCGCCUGGAGAUCCAGCAACCCGGAUUUAGCUUGGGCAGACACAUCGAAGCGAGGAUUCAUGAUGGUGCAUCUAGAUGCCGACAGCCAUCACAUUGAGUACCUCGCAGUGGAUGUGGCUUCUGCGAGUGAAGGAGUCGGUAAGGACACGUCCUGCUUGGCAGCUUUCGAUGUGGAGCAUGGACUGGGCAACAGCGAACUGCGCGUGAGUACCUGCAGGCCUCCGCAGACGCGGAGUGCAACAGAGACUGUUGCCCAAACGGAUUCCGCGACAGCUGCGACUGUCCCGCUCGUGCUUGCGCUGCUCACCUGCUGCUUGGGAUGGUUGAUGGGCUGGUGCUUGGGGCGCCGCAGACUGUGGAAAUCGGAGAAGGAGAAGGGUGCACAGCGCUAUGCGCAGCACGUUGACGAGGCCGAGCAUGUGCCACCACAACGGAUGGGCAUCGAGCUGAGAUGA